This is a messenger RNA of Ciona intestinalis (vase tunicate), 2830 nucleotides long. The record is from RefSeq and is a predicted model, not a curated record. Lineage: Eukaryota; Metazoa; Chordata; Ascidiacea; Phlebobranchia; Cionidae.
GAUGAAUGGUAGAGUUCUCAUAAGUGCAUGGAAAGUUUUCCGAUGGAUCUUGAAUCUCAACAAAGUUAUGACGAUCAGUGCCUCCCGUUCCCUCCCCUGCAUCGCCUGUGUCUCCGUCACCACCAGGGGCGCCUCACUGAAUAUAAGGAAAUAUGAAACAAGUUCCAAUCUUUGUGCUGUUGGCAACAUUGCUGCAGAUAUGUGUGGCUGAUAUAUAUAUGCAUAAUCCGAGAGGUUCAAACAAUCGUUACAAUGAGCGUGGACGAGGUAGAAACAAUGCAAAUCGCAUGUUUGAUUCACAGAAUAAUAACAGGGGAGGCUACAAUGUGGGCAACUUGUAUUACCAUGUUGGGUCAAAGCUACAACUUGAAUGGACAAACCAACAUUCUUGUGGUAACCAGAAUGCUCAUUGUGACAUCAUAAUCCAAUAUAUGUGUGGGGACUUGGUGCGAGACGGGACUGUCACAUCCACUAUCCCCACCAACCCCACUAUGUGUAAGAACCUGGAUUGCAACAACGACAAGACUUAUGGGAUGCACGAGGAUUUCUACAGCUACAUUAACUGCAGGUCAAGAGAGAGAAAUCGUGGGCUCUUUAAUGCAGAUAGAAAUCUAAGGACAAACCAAGCAACAAGAACUCGACAAAAUCAGAACGGGAACAGGCGCGGUUACGAAUGUCCUGAGGAGAGAGAUUACUAUCCUUACUGGCACCCAAUGCCUUGGAAGGAUAUCGCUGUUUUGACGAAUGAUGUCUCAAGAUGCCCCAUGUAUAAAACAGAGAGUCAGAACGUUAAGGAUAGAUAUGCUUGUGAUGUGGACAAUAACUACCUCUACAUGAGAUCCACCUCUAACUCAGGAAACAACUUGAUUCCGAUCACUAAAGAUGAAUGCGAGGCUUUCAAAUACACAGUUGGCAAUACACAGUAUAACGGCACAUGGAAGAGAUACCCCUCUCACGGGAUCGCCGCCCCUGUGUGUCACAUGAACCAAUGGUCACGUGAUAAUCAUCUCGGAAACACAGUGGGAGGACAAACGUUCAACUUUAAUUGGACGAUCCCUAAUGAUGUGAAUGAGAGAUGUGUAUUAAGAAUGAGAUACAACAUUUCAACCGGUGAUUACGAUCGCGACAACACAACUUCUCUCCAUAAUAAUCGGCGCAGAAGAGACGGACCUGGUCCCGAUGUUUGGUCUCGGCAAGGUCUUACGCAAGCAGAAGGCACGGCUCGCGGUUAUUUGUUCAGGAACAAUCCUACCGUUGAUAUAUUUGGCCUUGAUAAGUUGAAGCUACGACUAGCACUUGCCACUCAACAAUAUGGACGAACCUUCCAGGAUCGAAGCCACACGUUUGCCAUUCGACCAAGACCCCCUGGUGUGCCUGAAGGGGCAACAAUUGAUAAUGUUAAUGUGAGGGGAAAACGUGGGAAUAUUGUUCAGGUUUACCCUGGUGUUGAAUACGACUUUGUUCCGAACACCGUCCAACUUACAUCCGGUGGUUACGCUCAUAUACAGUGGACGGGAUCUGAUUCCAACCCCAAUAAUAAUGAUGGGCAAGGAAGGCAAGGAACGGAUAGAAGCAACAUGGUCAUGAUAAAAGCACCUGUCUACCCUAAAGGAGACCCGCUUACAAAGAUAGGAAGGUUUGGUCAGUUGUCAUCCAGCAUACCAGAGCAUUUAAACAUCGCAUCUAUCGGUGGAUUGCCGAUAUCUGAUCUCAAGUAUCUCGCUACACUUAGCAACAAACAGUUUGGUGGAGACAUGGAUGAAUUGAACGAAGCUGGAACUUAUUUUGACCUCGGUCUUCGUAAAAUCACAAGCACAGGCAUAUAUAGUUACAUGUGCACGAGGAACAAUAACUUCUCCAAUCGUAGCCAGAAGGGGAAGAUGGUGGUCAUUGAUUCAGCCGUAGCAAGCGAUACAAUUGAUAGCCAGGGUGGAGCCAUCACUGUAACUGGUGAAUCGCCCACCCUUAUGAGGGUACCACGUGGAGCAUUGACUGCACCCAUGUACAUGGAGUUAUGGGAACUCAGCAGUAACGAGUUCACGGUAAAAGUGUUGCCACCACAUAGUGACUUGGUGUCUGAUGUCGUCCAUGUUACACCAGAUGGUGAACUCUCGUCCAACGGAACACAAAUGCAAAUCGACAUGAAACUCAAGGAGGACGUCGGGUCCCUUUAUGAUGUCACAGUGUAUCGUUCAACUGACGGUACAACGUCAUGGGUACAGCUAGAAUCUAGCGGAAAAAGUGGAGGGAUUGUCUCAUUCCAAACUUCUUCAGGAGGCCACUUUGUGGCAGCAAAGAGCGUAGCACCAGGUCCUAUGGCAGGUCUAAUUUUGGGUUGUAUAGUCGCGUUUAUUCUCAUCGUUGUUGUUGUUGUACUCGUGCGACAAAACAAAAUCACACUUAAGGGUUAUGGAGGAAAAGUUUAGCUGGGGAAUACCCGGACACCCAUGACCUGGAAAACCCCUUGAUUCAUGUCUUGUUACGCAAAGUGACAUUUUAAAAAAACAAUAAAAAUAUUAAUUUUUAUAAUCAUCUGGCUAUUAAUGAAACUUCUUUUAUCUAAAAUUUUACAAUCUGAUGCCUUUUGUCUAAAAGUGAAGUUUUUACAAAAAAUGUUUUUUCUCAAAAACAUUAAAAAAUAUUUGUUUUUACAGCGAAGUUAUAACAUUUAAUAGAGCAUAGUAUGUCGAAUUGUCACAAAAAUUAUAAAAUCUUAACUUUUUUGUAUAUUUCUCUCUUGCACUUCUAUAUUCUCACUUUAGGGGAAUUCCGAGCACUUACAUAACAUGUUCCUAUCUUAAAUAUUAAUAAAUAUAUCUCAAAAUGCAAA